CUUGAUUUGUGUCUACUCGCUUGACGGAGGGACGGACGCGCUUUCCAUCUAUAGAGAAUAAGUGUUUUGGCAGGUGCGUAUCCUACAACAACCUCCAACCUCAAUCUUAACCAUAUUGCCCACCCCGAUCGAUAUCUUUGAGUCUUGCUCCGUCCUCUUGUUCUAGUCCAUAAAACUUGGUUUGAAACGCGUCACAUCCCAUUCAUUGUCGAGGUUCAACCUUACCCCUUCCCUUGCUUUCUGUUCUUCUCCUCUCCUAUCCUCUUUUAUCCCAGCCGCCAUGGCUAGAUAUGAUAUCUCUGCUCUCAUGGGGAUGCGCUGCAAUGCACGGAUCGAUAUCAACAGAUUCAGUGAGGUUGGCAGCAACUUGCUCCGCCAACAUAGUACGAGCGUGUUGUCCGAACAAUCCAUCAACCGGUCAAGAAACGUAUCGAAUUUCUCGCGUCAGAGUGAAAGAACAACUGCACCCCCCGAACUCCCUUUGAGAUCUACCGCACGUCAGCCAAGUGAUCCACCGUGCAGCCAUCGUGUACAGAACAACUCAGGCUUUGCUCAGUUUCUCAAGGAACACACAUCCCCAAAGCAUCAACGUGUCACAGCCGGGGGUCGAAUUGUUCCGAUGGAGGCACCCCCAAAGAUGAAGCUGCCUACGUACCAGCAGCAGCAGAAAAUCGGUGAUGACAGGAAAUGCUUGGUUACAUCUGCAGCAGAGAACCAAAAUGAUUUCGAGCAGGAGACUCUACCAGCCAAGGACACGGCUGAUGGCAUCGGACUUUCAAGACAUGGUUCCCAGUCUGCUGGUGUACCUGUGAAUUGCAUCUUUCCCCCUUAUGGAAGCUUUGAUCCGUACCUGCAGACCUUAGGACAAACACCAAACCUUCUCUCUGCUGCAGGGCCUUCAGGAUUGCUCCAUUCGCUCGCCAUGCCAUGGCCGACUGAUACCCAGCAGCUUCUGGAACCUGAACUGCAAGCCCCAGAGUAUCAUAUACCUGCUGCGCCGGAGUUUCCGAUGUUGAACUAUGCAAACCCAUGUAUUUGGCAGCCGACUUUGUAUGAUGUCCUGAGCCCCCCAAAUCCAUUACCCCACUUUUCUCCCUCAGUCCAGCCGCAUCCGACAAUCUCAACGGCGUCGGACUUUUCGGCCGGCAGCAUCGCUAGUAGUGGAGGUGCUACGCCUUUAAUGAGCCCGUUUUACUCAGGAUAUGGCAUGCCCUGUACGCCUGCAGCAAAUCAAUGGCAUCAGCUCAUCAACGGGCAAGUGGGGAUGCAAUCUCAGCAAGUUACACCCGCCGUGAUGCCGACUCCCCUCUACCAGAAGUCUCUCAAUGAUGCGACUAAGGAGCACGACAACCUAUCGGCUCAACUCUCACGCUUGGACAGAUACAUGGCGAUGCACACCUGGGAUCUAGACCCUCCAACUAAGCAGCUGUUGGUCGAGCAACGUGUCGGUCUGGUUAAAGAACUGGAUACAGUCCGCAUUUACAGAGAGCAUCUUGAAUUCGCCUCUGCAAAAAUCAGAAUGAACACGUUGGGCAGCCAUGCGGGCAUGUCGGAAUCAGCACCUCCUACCGGAAUGUAUCUUGCCGGCAAUGCUGCGAAUCACCCAGCUUUGUUCGGACAAGCCAUAUGCAGUUCCAGCUCAGAUAGCGUAGUCCCACCGUUCGCUAUGCCGCGCCUGGCAACAGCAUUUCCACCACAGCUGUCCAGUCACGCGACAGGGAGUUCAACACCAAUGCCAUUGAUGCCAUGGCAAGGGUCGACUGAUUAUUUUGGUCAUCUUCCAGGAUCAGUACUGCAAGAGGCAAAUACGAGCAGCAAAGCACCCACGCAGUCACAGAGACUGAAACCGAGAAGACCAAUCUCUAUUAAGGUACCGCCCGCGAACCCCAAGAAUGAUACUACAUCCGACAACAAAGCACAAGGGGCGAAAGGCAAUGAGACUUCUUGGACAACAUGUAGCAAGGAUCUGCCUCCAGAGGUUCUGCAGGUAUAUCGUCAGAUGGGAAAGAUCACCCGGCAAGGAAACUCCCUUGACGGUCUGCUUCAGGACUUGAAAUUAGCCGCUGAGCCGCCGGUCAAGCAGACCCCCGAUGGGUACUAUCAACCAACCUUUUCGGCUGCCAAUGUCAUUGGGGAGCAGAGAGUGACGACUCAAAUGAGUGAGAAAGCCGGUGCUGUCCAAUCCAAGUCCGCUGAUUUCUCGGGGCCGGACUACUUGAGGCAGCGCUCUAACCGGGACUCCCGCAAGUAUCGCAAUCGGCCUCGGAGCCAUGAAGACGUGGACAAGAGUCGUUUUGUUGCUGUGGAGGAAGAAGAUGCCCGCUCUAUGUUUUCCUAUGUCUCGACCACAGACUCGUGGGCCACUGUGCAUGAAAGAGAAGGCGAGGCCUGUCACAUGAAAGGUAUGACGUUGCUUAUUGAUUGUGGCAGAACGCUGAUGGGAAUAUGUUACAGGAGCGCCGGUUCUGCGAAGCGUCCUACGACCCCGUUCUUCGAGAUUCCCAACUCCGUGACCCAGCUCGCUCUUAUGUCUGGCUCUGGUGGUCUCGGCAAUCCCAGGACGGCGCACAGGCGGAGCGGCCCUGCCCUUGCAGACGACCCUCUACAGUCCAGACAACGGAGCAAUGUGGAUAGUGUGAAGCAUUCCUUCUCGCCGCUCCUUGCACCGUGCCUGAUAAAAGAUCGCGGCCUGGCUGGACCAAAGACGAUGGCCUUGGCAGUUCCCCAGAAUGUUCAUGCACAUGGCAUCCUGCCUCACUUUGCCCGCAUGGAAGAUGUGCCUCGAAAGAGCAGGGCAGCUCCGAUGACUGGACAUGAGGUUAACCACGAGUGGCAGCCGCAUCAAGUCCAUGAUCACAAACAGAAAGACAAUCUGUGGUACAAGCCAGAUAGAAGGAUCGGAACCUAG
Molecule: messenger RNA, 2908 nt
Organism: Aspergillus uvarum CBS 121591
Lineage: Eukaryota; Fungi; Ascomycota; Eurotiomycetes; Eurotiales; Aspergillaceae
Exons: 3
Coding region: 281-2908 (875 amino acids)
Source: RefSeq, a predicted model, not a curated record